Molecule: messenger RNA, 2408 nt
Organism: Orycteropus afer afer
Lineage: Eukaryota; Metazoa; Chordata; Mammalia; Tubulidentata; Orycteropodidae
Gene: RNMT
Product: RNA guanine-7 methyltransferase
Biological process (GO): 7-methylguanosine mRNA capping; virion assembly
Cellular component (GO): nucleus
Molecular function (GO): mRNA 5'-cap (guanine-N7-)-methyltransferase activity
Source: RefSeq, a predicted model, not a curated record
CGCAGUUUCCGCAAACAGAAUUGUGGCGUUUGGUUCUGCUGUGUUGGUUUAUGAAGUUUGACCAUCAAGCCAAGUAAUCAAAAAUGGAAAAUUCUAAAAAAGCAGAGGAAUAUGAAGAGAUCUCUUUUGAAGAGACAAAAACAUCAGUGAAUUCUGAAAUAGAGUCUUCAUUCAGUAUUAAUGAAAAUGUGACAGCUUCUGAGAUUGGGCCUUCUGAAAAGGUUCCUAUUUGUGAGCAAGUAGACACACCAAAAAAGAGAAAAAUGGAGUUUGAAGAUGAUCUUAUAAAAGAAAGUUCCAGUUGUGGGGAAAACACUUCAUUCAAAAAAAGAAAACUUGGUGCUAAAAUUUUCCCAGAGGAAAAAAAUUCUGAAGAUGGUGAUGUUUCAAAGAAAAGAAAAAUAGAAGCUGAUGAUGUUCCAGCAGAUGGGUGUUCUACUGGAGAUGGUGCUCAGCGAAAGAGAAAAGUAGAAUUUGAGGAUAUUUCUGAAAAACAAAAAAGGUUAGAAGAAGGACACAGCUCAGCAGUAGCUGCCCACUACAAUGAACUUCAGGAAGUUGGUUUGGAGAAGCGUAGCCAAAGCCGUAUUUUUUACCUAAGAAACUUUAAUAAUUGGAUGAAAAGUGUUCUCAUUGGGGAAUUUUUAGAAAAAGUACGACAGAAAAAAAAACAUGGUAUCACUGUUUUGGACCUGGGAUGUGGUAAAGGUGGAGAUUUGCUCAAGUGGAAAAAGGGAAGAAUUAACAAGCUAGUUUGUACUGAUAUUGCUGAUAUUUCUGUCAAACAGUGCCAGCAACGGUAUGAGGACAUGAAACAUCGCUGUCGUGAUAAUGAAUGUAUUUUCAAUGCAGAAUUUAUAACUGCUGAUUGUUCAAAGGAACUUUUGGUUGACAAAGUCCAUGAUCCAGAAAUGUGCUUUGACAUCUGCAGUUGUCAAUUUGUCUGUCAUUACUCAUUUGAGUCCUAUGAGCAGGCUGACUUAAUGCUUAGAAAUGCUUGUGAGAGACUUAGCCCUGGAGGCUAUUUUAUUGGUACCACUCCCAAUAGCUUUGAGUUGAUAAAACGUCUUGAAGCUUCAGAAACUGAAUCGUUUGGAAAUGAAAUAUAUAGUGUGAAAUUUCAGAAGAAAGGAGAUUAUCCUUUAUUUGGCUGCAAAUAUGAUUUCAACUUAGAAGGUGUUGUGGAUGUCCCUGAAUUCUUGGUCUAUUUUCCACUGCUAAAUGAAAUGGCAAAGAAGUACAAUAUGAAACUGAUUUAUAAAAAGACAUUUCCGGAGUUUUAUGAAGAAAAGAUUAAGAGCAAUGAAAAUAAAAUGCUGUUAAAACGAAUGCAGGCACUAGAGCCAUAUCCUGCAAAUGAGAAUUCCAGACUUGCCUCUGAGAAGGUGAAUGAUUAUGAUCAUGCAGCAAAGUUUGUGAAAAACAGUCAUGUAAGAUUACCUUUGGGAACCUUAAGUAAAUCAGAAUGGGAAGCUACAACUCGUGAAACUCCUGUUCAAACCCCCUCUAAGGACUCUUUAACUCCUCUCACUUCUCCCGAACCAACUUCCUCCUUUUCUGAUCCACCUGAAUCUCUUUUGCCCCCACCCCACCGACCACCCCCUUAUCCAGGACAGACACUCUCAUCCUCACCUCCUGUUAACCGCACUGCACCCUCUCUGCCACCCCCACCCAUGUCUCCACCGACAUCCCUGGACACCACCUCCCAAGAACCCUCCUUAUCUUCUCCAGUAAGCAGCUACACUCGUUCUCAACAACCCCUUCUUUGUCCCUUAUGCGAAGUGACUGGUUCGGAAGGCUUCGUUCACCUUCAUGUCCCAUUCUCUCUUACUGACUUAUCUCAAAUUGAAAAGCGUUUAGGUUCUUUUUCCAGUGACUCCACCACAUACACCAAAGAAUUUCAUUAUCUCACACAAGCUUAUGAUUUAACUUGGCAUGAUAUCUAUAUCAUUCUUUCUUCUACCUUAAACUCUGAUGAAAGUGAGCGGGUUCUUGGAGCCACUCGGGAAUAUGCCAAUGAAACGCAUUUAACUAACCCUACUAUGCCAGUAGGUCUAGAGGCUGUUCCUGGACAGGACCUUGGAUGGGAAUACCAACUAUAUACCCAAUCUGGGUGCUGUGACUGCACCCGCAGAGAUAAAAUGCUCCAGUGCCUCCUAGCGGGCCUACAGGCUAUUUCAAAUAAGGCUGUUAACUUUGAGAAGCUGCAAGAAAUUACUCAGCUUUCUAAUGAAAACCCAGCAACUUUUCUUAAUUGCCUCACUGAGUCCCUUUUACAAUAUACUCGCUUAGACCCAACCUCCCCGGUAGAAGCUACUGUUUUAGCUACCCACUUUAUCACCCAAUCUGCCCCAGAUAUUAGAAAGAAACUGAAAAGGGCAGAGGAGGGCCCCCAGACUCCCAUCUGA